Messenger RNA from Strongylus vulgaris, 336 nucleotides. NCBI's taxonomy places the organism in Eukaryota, Metazoa, Nematoda, Chromadorea, Rhabditida, Strongylidae. The record is from the annotation of a GenBank genome assembly.
AUGAGCAUUCCCGAAGGCGACUACGAAAAAGGAAAAAGGGCAUUCAAAUUACGCUGUCUACACUGUCAUGUUAUUGACAGUAUGGCUGCAAAAGCAGGCCCUUCGUUGAACGGAGUAAUGGGUAGAACCAGUGGUUCUGUACCAGGCUACACAUAUUCAGAAGCAAAUAAGAAGAUGCAUGUUGUUUGGACUCGCGAGACAAUGUUCGAGUAUUUGGCCGAUCCGAGAAAAUUUAUGCCGGGGACAAAAAUGAUAUUCAAAGGCAUGAGGAAGGCUGAAGAUCGCGCAGAUCUCAUUAAAUACAUGGAAGUUGAAGGUGCGAAACCGCCGUCAUAG